Heterobasidion irregulare TC 32-1 is the source of this 351-nucleotide messenger RNA. RefSeq lists its product as uncharacterized. The annotation marks the transcript as partial. The record is from RefSeq and is a predicted model, not a curated record. The transcript has a single exon. NCBI's taxonomy places the organism in Eukaryota, Fungi, Basidiomycota, Agaricomycetes, Russulales, Bondarzewiaceae.
CCAAUUGCAGGUCUAUUUCCUGAAGAAGCUCGUGUUUUGAGGAAUAUUUCCGAAGACCCUCUUAUCACUCUACUGCCACUCUCUCCAAAUCCUUCUAAAUUCAUCCCUUUUACUAAAAUCACACCUAAACAUCUCAAAAUAUUAAACCUCAAUCCUAAAGGAUUCUUAUGGCCAGAAGAAGAAAAGUUGUUUCAACAUAUCAUGCAGCUCAACGAGGAAGCAUUAGCUUUCGAAGAAACUGAUUGUGAUACUUUGAAAGAAUCUUACUUCUUACUAUAUAUUUAUCUAACAGUUCCCCAUACUCCAUGGGUCUACAAGAAUAUUCCAAUUCCACUAGGUAUCAAGGACUAG